AGCCUGUGCGCAGAUUUAACGCAGAGACCCAGUUGCUGCUGUCACAGUUGCUCCUGGAUUCUACAUUGUGCGGAUCUCUUCUUCACACUGCAAACAUGGAUCUGAAAGUGAUCGUAAUAUUCGCUCUGAUGGCGGUCGUCAUUCAUGCACCGGUUUCAAAUGCCAAGCCCAUCAGCCUGGUAGAGAGAUGCUGGUGCCGUUCCACAGUCAACACAGUCCCACAGAGAAGCAUUCGCGAGCUCAAGUUCCUCCAUACACCCAACUGCCCCUUCCAAGUCAUUGCCAAACUGAAGAACAACAAGGAGGUGUGCAUUAACCCAGAGACCAAAUGGCUGCAACAGUACCUGAGGAAUGCCAUGAACAAAAUGAAAAAAGCCCAACAACAGCAGAGCUAAGAAGUCUGCCAGAUGACGAGAAUCUGACAGCCCACCGUCACAGAUAUGUACCAUAUAGUCCUCUGGCAUGCUUGCUGACCCAGCACUUAACCUGCCAAAUAUGCAUCCCCAGUAAAUGACUCGACAAAAGACCACCAGACCAUCGUCGCCACCCAUGUAGUCUCCUCUGUUAGCGCCAAGUGCAAUUAUAUAUGUAUGACUGUGUUUUUUUUUUACGUAUGAUAUGUAUAUACAAUGUUUUUUUAUAUAUCGUCUUAAAAACAGUAAAGAGAUAUUUUUGGAGUCGUGUUUGCUCCUUGUUUGUUGUGUUAUGUUGGGUUAGGCAGAACGGCAUUGAGGUAUUUUGGAGCAAACAUUAAAAAAAUAUAAUCUUUAGAUUUAGAAGAAACCUAAUGUGACUUCACAUAAGCAGGACUGAAGUUCUGACACCUCUCAUAUGCAUGCAAGUGCUUUGACACAAAACGAAGGGCAUUGAUUUUCUAUUUCAUAUGUAUUUUAUUAGUUCCUAACCUAGAUAUCUUUAACAGUGUAAACUGCAUGUAAACGUUAUAUGGCAUAUAUGAAAAAAACAAAGUCGUCACUUGUUUUUGUUUUUGGAAAGGCAGGGUUACGUGGCCAAACAAACAUGAAGAAUUUAGUCCUUGUAUAACCCAAACGGUUUCUGAAUGACUUUGAGGAAUGUAAUUGGUUUUACCAGAAGGCAUUCGCACAGCCAUAGAGUCUUUUGCAAAAUGUUAAUUGACCGAUCAGAGUGUGCGUAAGGAGCUCGGCGUCACAACAUACUAAAUGUUGCUUCACGUUUAGCAAAAUUAUGUAACGAACAGAGACAGUUGUGCGUCAGUUAACCAAGAAGAAAAAAAGUAGAGGUUAAGAGUGUACUAAUGAGCUAAUUCAUUCAUUCAACGACGAUAAAAGAAUUUAAACUAUGGUAGGCAUGAUAAAAAAAAAAAAAAGAAAAAACAGCAGUGUUAGUGGAACAUCUGAGGUAGACCUUGAGGCAGAACUAAUUGACAUAAUGACUACCUAUAUAUAACAAUGCACUUUAUAACCCCUUGUGACAUUUACAAAAAAAAGCUGAUUCUGAAUGACGUCCAUUACGUAGUGAAUAGUUCUAGUGCUUAAUGUUUUCUGUGUUUAGACGUAGUUAUGAUUGUAUUGCCAAAUUUAUUAAACAUUUGUAUCUUCAGCAUCAUAUUUUAUUACUUUGAGUGGGUUUAUUUUAUACUUCUGUGGAAUAUUUGACAAGUAUGCUUAAGAGCAUUCAGAUUGAUUAUUCAUUUAAUCAUCAACAGCAGAAGCAUAACUGACAUGUACAUAAUAAAUACAUGUCAAUAAAAAUAUCUGAUCUAUAGAGGCACAUAAAUAUUCAAUCAGAGGUUAAAUCUCAGAAUCUCCCUAGUGAAAUUAUUUUGAACACCUACCUACGUGUUUUUCUUGGACAACUGUUUUGUCUAGGAAUACACAUGUGAGCACCAAACCUAUAGUAAGGUAUGCCAAUGCCUCAUACCUCUCCAAAGGAAAUUAGUGUAUGGAAUUUGUGUUACAUUACUGCCAGUUUCAUAAUAUUGAGUCGUUAAAAGCAACCAGACCUCACAAACACAACCCUCAGGCACAAAAUCUAUAAGGAAAUAUAAUGCCUUUACAUGCUCUGUCUCUACUGGAGUCUGUGUACAGGAUGAGGGGUUACAGCCCCCCCGCCAGUACAGUACAUCUUGCAAAAAUAUCAUGCACUCUUUGAAGCGCCAUUUCAGAAUGUGGUUAAAGACAUAUUAUUAACAAAGCUUUUCUCACUCAAAACGUCCCAGUGCAGUGAUGCCAAUACAUAAAACAUUUCCAGGAUUGAAUGGAAAAGUAAGGGUAGCUAUUUUAUAUUCCAUCAAAUUGCCAAUAUUCUCAACACUGUAGCAUAAGUAACUGUAGCAUAUACUGUCCUUCCACUCUUUUUUCCCACUUAAUGUGAAGGUUACUUCUGUGUAUAUGGCAGCUUAAAGCACAUCUGUUGUUCUUUCUUUUGUAAGUCUGUAUAUUGAUUUGAUUUAGUCCCUUACGUGUUGAUUUUGAAAUAAAUCAUUAUGAAGAA
This is a messenger RNA of Labeo rohita (rohu), 2475 nucleotides long. RefSeq names its product chemokine (C-X-C motif) ligand 12a (stromal cell-derived factor 1) (gene cxcl12a). Gene Ontology annotation, cellular component: extracellular region. Gene Ontology annotation, biological process: chemokine-mediated signaling pathway; defense response; axon guidance. The record is from RefSeq and is a predicted model, not a curated record. Lineage: Eukaryota; Metazoa; Chordata; Actinopteri; Cypriniformes; Cyprinidae. Bases 96 to 395 code for a protein of 99 amino acids. Gene Ontology annotation, molecular function: chemokine activity; chemoattractant activity. The transcript has 4 exons.